This is a messenger RNA of Dioszegia hungarica, 1329 nucleotides long. RefSeq names its product Asparaginase/glutaminase. Lineage: Eukaryota; Fungi; Basidiomycota; Tremellomycetes; Tremellales; Bulleribasidiaceae. The transcript is spliced from 9 exons. The record is from RefSeq and is a predicted model, not a curated record. The coding region runs from base 1 to 1329 and encodes 442 amino acids. Gene Ontology annotation, molecular function: asparaginase activity.
AUGUCAUCUCCUUACGCCUCAGUAAAGGCGCAAUUCUCUACCCUCCCUGCUUUCACCCCACCAGUACCUACCGCUCUACUCCCCUACAUCGCCUUCUUCACCCUUCUCACGUUCUUCAUCCUCUCCUUCAUGUUCACAACACUGCCGAGAUCAAAGAACAUCGUGCCGGAAUUAGGGACCGCAGCGAUUGCGACUUUCGCUGCCAUCGCGCGGGCUCAAGCAUCACAGGUCUUCUUGCCCGGCUCCGCCGACUCGCUCGAAUGGAUCAGCCGCAAUUUUUCACUUCCCAAGGUCAUUAUCUACUCUACCGGCGGAACGAUACUCGCUGCUUCGACCUACUCUCGCCUUGACAAUCUAGCUUAUGGCGAGCACCAAACUCACCCUCCAACUGCUCGAACUCUUAUCGACGAGGUUGACGAGGUACUCGAUAUCGCUCAGGUCGCUAUCGUCACAUUGCCUCCCCGGAUCAGCAAUGAUCUUACCUCGCAAUACUUCGUCAACAUUUCGCGGCACUUCUCGAUACAUGCUUGUCGAGCGGACUCGGACAUUGCGGGGGCUAUCGUCCUUCAUGGAACGAGCACGCUAGCUGAGACUAUCUUCGGCAUCGACCUUACACUCCCCUGCUCAAAGCCGAUCGUCGCUGUUGGCUCCAUGCGGCCGCAGCGCGCUCUCUCAUCCGACGCCUACCUCAACUUCUACCAAGCAAUCUCUACCGCCAUAUCUCCUUCUUCUCGGGGACGCGGAGCGCUCAUCGUCGGGAACGACCACAUCACCUCUGCCUUCUUCGGUACGAAGGCCCACGCAAACAACCCGGAUACAUUCAUGGCCCUCGAGCAAGGUCAUUUGGGGUAUCUCUUCGCGGGACAACCGUACUACUUUUACGAUGCUGCGCGGCCUACCGGGAAGCAGUUCUUCGACCUGAGCCAAGUCGAGGGGGACCUACCACAGGUGGAUAUUUUAUAUGGUCAUAUCGAGUUCGAUGCAGACCUGAUGUAUGCUUCUGUCAAAUUGGGCUCUCGCGGCAUCGUCAUCGUGGGUAUGGGCGCUGGCGACCUCAAUGCUGCAGGUGACGUUGCAGCUGAAGAGCUGGCAUUGCGGGGUAUACCUGUCAUCGUCUCGGCCCGGCCAUAUACUGGCUCCUCGUUUCCCAGGCCUCACCCAGACAGCAAAUUCAAGACGAACUGCAUGUCCGCGGAGCACGCCCGGAUCCAGCUGCAGCUAUGUCUCGCUACAGGCAUGAAGAUGGAGGCGAUUCGAGAGGCAUUUGAAGGUCCGUUCAGGCGGGCCGUUUAUAACGAGGCAACGAGGUUCUACUACCCUGCUCGAUAG